AUUAAAUCUAAUUAAAUCUUGAUUUAAGAAAUCAAAACUCCGUACUGGCACUCCCCCGGUAACAACUGACCGCCGGCCAGCCAGAGGCCGUCUGUUCUUUCAUAACAGGCGAAGGUUUGUUCUCAGAGAGAACAGACGAGAUGCGUCUGUUUUCAAAGAGAAUAUACGGAUCCAGUUUUUCGACAAAUGAGUUCGUUUGAGAACGAGCCUCUGCUAGCCGGAGUACGUUUUUUAUUUUUUUAAUAAUUAAAAUGGAAAAGUGUAAAUUGGAUCGUUAAUUAAAACGUUUUAUCAAUCAAAAGAUCUUUGACGGAUUAAUAUGAGACAUAUUGUAAAUAUUAAGGUAAUUUUGAACUUUUUUCUUGAUAAAUAUGACUUCGUUAACUGCCGUAUUUAACGGAAGAAUCUAUUUGGCCGAUUUAGAAUUUAGAGUGUUGAAUUGUUCUGUUUUGAAACGAGAAUUUAAUUGUACCCAAAAGUAGUUUAUGGGCUUAUUUAUACUUUUAGAAAAACUAUGAAGGUUUUUUUGGUAUUUUUUGCAAUUGCCUUCCAAGUUCCAAUGAAUAUUUGAACUCCAAAUAAAGAGAUAAAUUGUCCAUCGACAAUUGGAGCUGCCCGAUUUUUAGGGAUACUGUGGUUUGACUAAAAACUCAAUAAGAUUUCAGAAUUUUUCAGAUAUACCAUCCUUUGAUUUAUUUGUUAUCAUUCGUCAAAAGGGUGUAAUAACUUCAGGAAUUUUAGCAACUUUAGCACAUGCAAUAAAUAAUAGGGCAGGCAAAGAAAAAAUAUGAUAUUUCUAGGACGGUGAUUUUAUUUCAAACCAAAGCAUCUCAUCAAUUUCCUAUCUAUACGGUGACCAGUCGCGGAACGAAGUAGUGGGUAGGCUCUAGCCCGGACUACUCUCAAAAAAUUAAAAAAAACGAGGUACGAUUCACAAUGAAUUCAAAAUUAGAGGAGGUUAAUAUGAGCUGCCGAAAGGUUAGAGGUGGACUCAAAAUUAAGCUCAGACUGAAAUGGAAUCCUGGUUACGUUCUGAUAGGACCGAGUGAGCCAUAUACAUUGUCAUAUUUCCCGUCAUAUUAAUCUUCAUCGCACGUUGACACCUUGUUUAGAAAUACGCUGCUACCGAUAAACAUAAACUUAUAAUUUUUUAUAUCAUUAAUAUGAACUAAAAUUUGGAUAUCAGCUUAAAAUAUAAGAUGUAGAAUUUUGUAUCACUCAAUCUUUUACUCCAUCAUUAUUAUAAUAAUAAGUUAUAUCACUCUAACAAGCUAUAAAUACCUCUGAUUUUUUCAAUCUAAUAAAAAUAUCAAAACUCACUCACACAAGUUGAAAGAACACAAACUUGCCAUGGAAAUCAGCUAUUCAAGUUCAUCUUCGGCCAUCUUGUUCACAGCUACUACAAUCAUCAUCACCGCAAUUUUCUUGAAACUAAGAAAAUUACAUAACAAGAAUAAGAAAAGAUUACCACCAGGCGAAAUGGGACUACCUUGGAUAGGCGAAACAAUAGAAUUCUUCAAAGCGCAACGAAGAAACAAAUUAUUCGAGGAAUUUGUUCAACCACGUAUGCUAAAAUAUGCGAACAACAUUUUCAAAACGAGAUUAAUGGGUUCGCCAACAAUAAUAGUAAACGGAGCUGAGGCUAACAAGUUUUUUUUGUCGAACGAGUUCAAGUUAGUUAUCAGCUCAUGGCCUAGCAGCUCGGUUCAACUCAUGGGCAAGAACUCGAUCAUGGAAAAACAAGGAGAACGAUAUCGAUGCAUACGUGGGAUGAUCACUACAAAUCUUUCGAGUUCCGGACUUGAAGUUUUAGUGCCGAAAAUAUGCAAAUCAAUUGAGUCACACUUGGACAAAAAUUGGAAUAGAUCGAAUAUUAUUAGUCUCUAUAAUUCUACAAAGGCGUUGACAUUUAAUAUAGUGUUCGAGUGUUUUUUAGGGUUUAAAGUUGAAGACGAUAAAAUAAUUCUGAGUAAUUUUGAAAGAGUUCUUGAUGGGGUAUUUGCACCACAAAUAUUUUCAUUAUUACCUUGGUCUAGGGUCUCAAGAGCAAAGAAAGCUAGGGCAGAAAUAGAGAAAAUGUUGGUUAAAAUUGUGAGAGAGAAGAGAAAAAUGAUGGAAUUAGGGUUGGAAAAAGUUGAUGGUGGAAAUUUAUUAUGUCAAUUAGUUGGUGGAAUGAUUAGAGGAGAAAUUAGUGAAGAAGAGGUUAUUGAUAAUGUGGUUUUAUUAAUUUUUGCUGCUCAUGAUACUACUUCAUUUGCCAUUUCCAUGAUUUUCAAAAUGUUAGCUCAUCAUCCUGAUUGCUAUGCUCUAGUUCUUCAAGAACAUAUGGAGAUAAUGAAGGAGAAGAAAGAGGGAGAGAAGGUGAAAAUGGAAGAUACAAAGAAGAUGAAGUACACGUGGCAAGUGGCACGUGAAAGCAUGCGCCUGUUUCCACCAAUAUUUGGCUCUUUUAGGAAAGCCAUUACCGAAAUUGAAUAUGAAGGUUUUAUCAUUCCCAAAGGAUGGAAGGUACUAUGGACAACACAUGGGACACACUACAAUGAAGAGUAUUUCAAAGAUGCAAAAAGUUUCAAGCCAACAAGAUUUGAAGAGCCAAUCUCAGGAUAUGUGUAUGUCCCCUUUGGAGGAGGUCCAAGACUGUGUGCAGGCUACCAAUUAGCCAAGCUUAUUAUUCUCAUAUUUGUGCACUAUGUGGUCACUCUUUAUGAUUGGUCUGUGAUCCACCCUAAUGAGCAUAUCUCCUUUGAUCCUCUCCCUUUCCCUUCCCAUGGAAUGCCCAUCAAAGUUUCUCCCAAAACAAAAAUGUAGAUCUUCAUUACCAUUACAAUAUUGUUGAGAUUCAAUUA
Molecule: messenger RNA, 2846 nt
Organism: Mercurialis annua (annual mercury)
Lineage: Eukaryota; Viridiplantae; Streptophyta; Magnoliopsida; Malpighiales; Euphorbiaceae
Product: taxadiene 5-alpha hydroxylase
Exons: 3
Coding region: 1351-2808 (485 amino acids)
Biological process (GO): sterol metabolic process
Molecular function (GO): heme binding; monooxygenase activity; oxidoreductase activity, acting on paired donors, with incorporation or reduction of molecular oxygen
Source: RefSeq, a predicted model, not a curated record